AUGCUUGGAGGUCCCAAGGCGAACGUCUACGUUUCCGUCACACGAGACGAUGCUCAAGACAUCGAGGGCAAUCACGACCACGUAUUCAGCAGAGCACAAGCAGCAGGUUUCUUUCAAUUGAGCCGCACAAGCACCAUAUCCCCGGUGUACCACACAGAAAAGACCCGGAGCCGAUCCACAUCAGCGCCGUGCAGAAGGACGGGUCGUACAGCGUGGAGGCGCACGGCAUCAAGGGUGACCCUGUCGUCUUAG
This is a messenger RNA of Fulvia fulva, 252 nucleotides long. RefSeq lists its product as uncharacterized. The transcript has a single exon. Lineage: Eukaryota; Fungi; Ascomycota; Dothideomycetes; Mycosphaerellales; Mycosphaerellaceae. The coding region runs from base 1 to 252 and encodes 83 amino acids. The record is from RefSeq and is a predicted model, not a curated record.